Agrilus planipennis (emerald ash borer) is the source of this 1153-nucleotide messenger RNA. RefSeq lists its product as uncharacterized. The transcript has a single exon. NCBI's taxonomy places the organism in Eukaryota, Metazoa, Arthropoda, Insecta, Coleoptera, Buprestidae. The record is from RefSeq and is a predicted model, not a curated record. Bases 372 to 1130 code for a protein of 252 amino acids.
CAGAACUUAUUAUACUUCGCUUCUACUGGUGUACGUUCGGUAUGGCAACGUUGUUCUAGUUGCAAUACAGUGCUGGUCACAGUAUCAGUGGUGAAAGUGGCAAGUGGGAGUGAAAGAGAUAAUAGGAAAAUAGAAAAGGAAAACAUAGCAACGCGGACCGCGGAAACCAGUAACGAGUAAAUUGAGAACGAGAAGUUGAGAAACGUUGCGGUUUCUCUUUCACCUGUCGACUUUUUCUUCCGAUAUUAUUUAUUAAUUUUUUCAUUUAGAACUUAAAAAUUCUUCCAGAUUAUUUACAAUAAAUGAUUGUGAUAAAUAGGUAGUGCCAAAACAGUGUUUUUUGCAAUAAUAACAUUUAACAGCUGUCAGAAAUGCUCUAUCUCGUGCUCUUGCUAUUUAAAUUCCAAUUGCUCCUAACCUCGUUGCAUGCUUACAAAGUGAAGGAUCCCGAAGUUACUGUGAAUGCUUCCUUGACGAAUUCCACGAAUGGUUUUGUCGUUUCGCACAAUGCGAAUAAUUCGAAAACUCCUGUUUCUGUGCCCACCGAAGGUGGAAGUGUGCCAAUAACUAAAUCUUCAUCUCCAUCCCAGAAAAAAAGUGAAAAUGACCAUCAUGUGAGCGAACAUAUUGUAAAAAAUUAUUCCGAUAUCAAGAAGGGAGAUGGAAGAAACGUAUCAGUGCCUUUAGUAGAUAAAAUUAAUAAUCCGGUUAUGAAGAUAAACCAAGACCUUGGUGAAGGAAUUCCCGGAAAAAAUGAUAACAAAUCGGUAUCAUCCCGUAAACUCACGAGCAGCGUUUCGGUUGCUAAUUUAACCGCUGCUCCAGUCACAAAAAAGCCUAAAAAACCUACGAUAACGGAGCAUGAUGAAUCUUACUAUGUGCGUCAGACAUCGCAAAGUGCUGUUCCUGAACCUAAACCUAAAUCAGACAGUCCAGAAUCAUCGGGAGUAUUUAAAGCACCUACCACGAACGAAAGACAAAAAUACCUCAUUCCGAUUGUUGCCGUUAUUUUGUCGGUGCCUUUUGUUGCCAUUUUGAUAUCGUUAAUUUAUAAGAAGGGCUCAGAUUGGUGGAGAUACCGGCAUUACAGACGAAUGGAUUUUCUCAUCAAUGGAAUGUAUGAUACAUGAAUAUGAUCCCGUGCAGUGAUGGC